AAGGGUCGGUAUGCCGUCAGUGUCCCCCUGUCGCUCGUGACGUGAGGGCGUCGCCGCCACCUUGUGAGCCACGCCCCUCGCUUCCUUCAACUGCGUAUUUUGUGAAACUGGAGCGGUGCUUACGAAUAUUAACAAAUAAUUCUACCCAUCGGCUCGGAAGCAUAUUCAUAUCUAGAGAAUUUUCAGCUACGGAACAUUGCCGCUCUUUUGCGUUUUGACCAGAAGAUCGUCUUACUAUGAUGGGCACUGCUACAGAUGCAGUGAAGUGCUUCGGAAAGGGAAUGAAAAGAGUGUGUCGAUUACUGUUGGUGCUGGUGGUGCUGACGUUGUGUGCUGUAGCUCACGUGAUGCUGUUCAGGAUACAACCCAAUCACUACACACCGUCUGUCCAGUUCGGUACAACUCCCAGUCACCCGACGACACCGACGGCGCACGAAGACAACCUCUGUGAUGGCUUUUGUGCAAAUACUUUAAUGAAUAAUUUCACGCAGUAUAACACCGACUCAAACAAGGCCUUCGUGAAAACAUCCAGUUCUUCGGAAGUCGUAGUUAAGCAAGUUGUCUUGGGCGACGUAGCAGAGAUGACCCCAAGGCGAGAGGACCUGGUGCUCCCCACCAGACCUCGCGCCAGGAACCAGAAGCUGUACAAGAAGGAUGUUGUCAAGAGUCUGAGUGGCACUUGGACGGAGGAAAUGAGGGAGGCGCGGCAGAAGGUGCUCAGGGAGAGGAGGCUGAGGGUGCAGGAGGUGUGUCAUACUACCAACGUGACAGGUGUGGCCAAGCUUUACCCUGUCUACACCAAUCUCAGAUGGGUCCCUCAACACCACUUUGUCUGGUGCCCGAUAUUUAAGGCAGCAUCGACGACAUGGGUGAAGUAUCUGCUGAUGCUGGCAGGGAAGGUGGAGAACGAGAGCCUUCAUGGGCAGGUGAAGCAGCUCUUCCCUCCACCAGGCUCUGCCAGGGACAGGGAACGACUUCUCGCUGACUCCAUGAGACUCAUCAUCGUCAGACACCCAUUUGAGCGCCUCCUUUCUGCUUACCGAGACAAAAUGUUGAGAGUCAAGGGCAGCAAUGAUCCAUACUUGAAGCUGCAGCAUAAGAUCGCUCACCGGUAUGAAGACUCCAGCAGGACAGCCUCCAGUAAUAUCAAGGCAGAGUCCCUGGGCUUGGCAAAUACCACCACCACCAACCAUCCAACCUUCACCCAGUUUCUCAGCCAUGUCCGGACUGAUCAAAUAAAGUUCAGGAAGAAGGGCUGGUGGCCGGUAAACCUACACUGGCGUCCCUACUGGGUGACGUGUUCGCCCUGCCAGCUGGACUACAAUGUUAUUGCCCAAGUGGAGACACUUGGGGAUGACCACGAGUAUAUAAUCCGGGAGCUGGGCCUUCAGCACCUCCUCCUCAAUGCCCACACUCAUGCCUCCAAAUUUGACAUGUACAACGGGACGAGCGAGGCUGCACAGUUCUACUUCAGACAGGUUCCACUGAAUCUCCUGCGGGCGCUCGCCGACCUGUAUGAACCAGACUUCCAGCUGUUUGGCUACUCACCCCUGGAAUAUUUCCACAUGGCAAAGAGAAGCUGACCUUUGCUAAAAAUGUAAACCUAAUUAAAAGUGUAACUCCAACUAAAAUAUCAGUACAGUAUUGUGGUCUGUGCAGUUAUCUGCGGCUGUUAGACAUGCAUACUGUGUCUCUGCAGAGGCAGAGCAAUAGCAUCACACACUGCACUGACAAUGGCAGAGCAACAGCAUCACACACUGCACUGACAAUGGAAGAGCAACAGCAUCACACACUACACUGACAAUGGCAGAGCAACAGCAUCACACACUGCACUGACAAUGGCAGAGCAACAGCAUCACACACUGCACUGACAAUGGCAGAGCAACAGCAUCACACACUGCACUGACAAUGGAAGAGCAACAGCAUCACACACUACACUGACAAUGGCAGAGCAACAGCAUCACACACUACACUGACAAUGGCAGAGCAACAGCAUCACACACUACACUGACAAUGGCAGAGCAACAGCAUCACACACUGCACUGCCACUACCACCUUCAGGGUUCUGAUUCUGUCUCAGUUGAUACUUUGUGGGUUGAUCCAGUUUUGUUGGUUCCCUGUUCCAAAGCUUGUGUGUCAGAGGUUGUCCAUAGUCUCAUCAGGUCUAACCAGCCUGCAGUUUACCCUUGUACCCAUGAUGUUCUGAAAUAUGAUGCUCUUGUGAAGAUUUUUGCUAAAAUGCUCCUCCUCCCUGGUAAGUCCAUUUCUUUUUUCUUCAUAUGUAGUUAGCCUCAAAGAGCUACAUGGGUCUUUCCCCAGAGAAUUAGAACUGAAAAUAAUAUAAUGCCUCUUUCUGGGCACGCCCCAGUGGCUCAUGAUUCUCGUCUUUCCUUCCAGGUCAUCAGUUUGGGAGAUUUUUUUGUGCAUCUGUUCCAGAACUGAUGGCAUUGGCCAAUGGACCACAUGAACAAAGUUCUUCCCCCCUUCCCUAACUAGUGGUGCGAUAAAUGAGAGCAAAGACAUGCUUCUUUUAAGAGAUCCGAUUAUUUGCAUUGUUCGGAGAGUUCAUUUGGCAGUUUUUAGAUUUUGGCUGCAAUGAAGCCAGUAGUGGUCUGGUUUGUAUUGGUGUACUGACUUUCUGGAUGCUUUUCCAGUGGUAUAGCAGAGUGUCACUCCUUGUGCCUCAAAGAGGGGGCUAGUUUCUGGCAUUGGUCCCCAGAAGGCCAACAAAACUCAAUGGCUACUGUGAUCUAGUAGUUGAAAGCCAUCUCAGUGAGAUAGCUUCAGGGAGCCACCAAGGUUCACCCAACAAGAGGCUUUUCAUUACAUUCAAUGGUGGCUUUUUAUCCUUUGAUUUUAUAAGUGCUGCACUGAUUAUAUACACAAAUACAUUUAUUUUAUUCUUGAAGGACUCUUAUUAUAGUGUAUGGCAAAUAAAGAAGUAAUUUUAUAAUGGACAUUUUACUAUAUUGUACAUCAUGGUUGAUAUAUUGAGCAAACAUAACUACUGUACUAAAAUAUCAUAAACAUAUGGAGUACUACAAUUACAUGAACUUUCCAAAACAUAAUACAGUGUGAAAGCUUUAAAUAUAUACAAUAAAAUAAGUACAAAUAGAAAAUAUUUUGUCCAACCCUGUAUUGUAAUUUGAAUCCACUAAAAAAUUAUUUUGUAUUAAAGCACUUAAUGAUUGCAUAAACAUAACUAACAAUAAUAAUACAAAAAUAAUUGAUACAAUGAUAAAUUAAAAUAAAUAAUCUUAUGCCAUUAUUUUGACUAAAAAGUAAUUUAUUUUGCACUUCCCCCAAAAAAUCAUCAAAUUGCACAAGAAGCUGUUUGCAUUUAGAAAAAUAGUAUCAUAUUUUCAUGUAUCAUAAAAUGUGUUAAAACAGGUCAAGUAUGAUUAAAUUUCACUCAUUGCCAGCGCAGUAAUUACACAUGCACACACAAAAUGAAAAAUUAAUCACAAUAAGUCAAAAAUAGGCAACAGGCACUCCAAAAAUGGUCUGGGUCACUAUUCUGUGAUCAACUAUACUCAAUAAUGGUGAAGGCUUCAUUCCAGCAAAAGAUUGAAAAAAAUAACUGGAAUGUUGUUUAUUAUUUGCACACACACACACAUAUACAAUUCUGUGUAUACAAAUAUUUAAGCGUGUGUGUACAAGCCACACAUAAAAUAGCAUGUAAUGAAAAUGUGAUCAAAUAUUCAUGAAAGUAUUAAAGCAAUUUUCAAGUUCUAUUUUAUAUAUAUAUAUAUAUAU
This is a messenger RNA of Procambarus clarkii (red swamp crayfish), 3756 nucleotides long. RefSeq names its product carbohydrate sulfotransferase 10. The record is from RefSeq and is a predicted model, not a curated record. Gene Ontology annotation, cellular component: membrane. Lineage: Eukaryota; Metazoa; Arthropoda; Malacostraca; Decapoda; Cambaridae. Gene Ontology annotation, molecular function: sulfotransferase activity. Gene Ontology annotation, biological process: carbohydrate biosynthetic process.